UAUCUAUAAAUAAAUGUGUGGAAAUGAGCUGCUUCCAUAGUCCCAUUGAGUUUCCCAUCUUCUAUUGCAACACUUCUUCUCCUAUUUCCAUUUAACAUGUUCAAUCAAAAGCCCCCAAUGGCGGAAGAUCUCCAAGAAUUGGUUCUCAACCUUCCCAGAGAGAAAAACCUUGAUGGCACGAAUUCUCUCUAUCUGUUCAAAGGGGCUUGGGUUUCAGCUUAUGUGUUAAGAGCUGUGGAUUCCUUUCAACGCCACUUCAUUGCUCAAGACACCGAUAUAAUAGUAGCUAGCAUGCCGAAAUCAGGCACUACUUGGCUGAAAGCCCUGACCUUUUCGGUUGCAAAACGCCACAUCUAUGACCCCAAAGAAAGUCCUUUACUCACCACUCCACCUCAUGAACUGGUACCUUUUACCGAUACUGGCCUUUACAUGGAAGACCCGCUCCCAAAUCUUGAACAACUUCCUUCUCCAAGAAUCUUCGGUUGUCACUCCCAUUUUGCAAAUUUGCCAGAAUCAAUUAGAAAUUCCAAGUGUAAAGUUGUGUACAUAUGCAGAAAUCCAUUGGACCAAGUUGUCUCUUACUUUCAGUUUGCACACCAGUUCAAACAAGAUGGCAAACCUUUAUUAUCACUAGAUGAAUGUUAUGAGAACAUUUGUCGUGGAGUCCAUAUUCUGGGCCCUUUUUGGGAUAAUGUGCUGGGGUAUUGGAAUGCAAGCUUAGAGAGACCAGACAAGGUGUUGUUCUUAAAAUAUGAAGACUUGAAGGAGGAUAUAAUCUCUAACUUGAAGAAAAUCGCUGGGUUCUUGGGAAUUCCUUUCACCGACGAAGAAGAAAAGGAAGGGGUUAUUGAAGAAAUAUCAAGGCUGUGCAGCUUCGACAAUCUCAGGAAUUUGGAGGUGAACAAAAAUGGUGUUCGUCCUUCUGGGGCUCCAAACAGCUCCUUCUUCAGGAAAGGAGAGGUGGGUGAUUGGGCAAAUUAUCUGAGUCCUUCCAUGGCUGAGAAUUACCUGAAGAUUGUGGAAGAGAAGUUGAGUGGAUCUGGUUUAACCUUCAAAACAUCUCAAUAAAGUGCACCGUUCUCCUUAAUUCCCUUGUGUUUUUAGCAGGUAAAAGAAAAGGCGGGAGAUAAAAGUUGCUUCACCAGAAACCGAGGCCAGGCCUCACUUAUUGGCGGGUCCCUCGAACGACCCUUAAUCCAAUAAUGGAAGGGUACAUGUUCCAAUAAACCACCAUUCUGGUGUCCUAAAAACAGUCUUCUAGUCCCUGUAAUUUUAUAAGAAGCUGUUUCAGUACUUUUUUUUAAUGCAUUUAUAAUUAAGUCCUGAGAUUAUAAGUUCCUUUUAUCCUUAUCGUAAUUUGUUUUUCAGUUUAAUCUUUGUACCUGGAAAUGUCAUAAAAUAAUUCAUAGGCAUGAAAUCAAUAUUUGUUUAAAGUAA
This is a messenger RNA of Populus nigra (black poplar), 1437 nucleotides long. RefSeq names its product cytosolic sulfotransferase 15-like. Gene Ontology annotation, molecular function: sulfotransferase activity. The transcript has 2 exons. The record is from RefSeq and is a predicted model, not a curated record. NCBI's taxonomy places the organism in Eukaryota, Viridiplantae, Streptophyta, Magnoliopsida, Malpighiales, Salicaceae. Gene Ontology annotation, biological process: sulfation. Gene Ontology annotation, cellular component: cytoplasm. Bases 97 to 1068 code for a protein of 323 amino acids.